Miscanthus lutarioriparius is the source of this 1557-nucleotide messenger RNA. The record is from the annotation of a GenBank genome assembly. NCBI's taxonomy places the organism in Eukaryota, Viridiplantae, Streptophyta, Magnoliopsida, Poales, Poaceae.
AUGCGGGGCUCGGCGGCGGCACUGCUGCUCCUGCCGUGGAUGCUGCUGCUGCUGCAUGCGGCAGCCGUGGGCAACGGGAGCUGCGCGCGGAGCUGCGGGGCCUUGACGGUGCAGUACCCGUUCGGCUUCUCCCCCGGCUGCGAGAUACCGCUCGGCUGCGACCAGGCGAACGGCACGGCGUGGCUCGGGGGCGCGCGCGAGCUGGGCCUGCUCGUGUCCAACGUCACGGCGCGCGCGCUCUUCCUCACCCUGCGCCCAAACUGCUCCCGGAGGCUCAAUGCCUCCCUCGAGGCGCUCUUCACGAAGACGUACGCGCCCGGCAGGCAGAACGCGCUCGUUGUGAGCUCGUGCAAGCUGGUCUCCCUGGCCGCCGACAUCAGCAACUGCAGCGUCCACCCUAGCGCUUACCUCGACAACUCGUCCCAGUGCGGCCGCGGCGCCGCGGACUCCAUCCGCUGCGUCGUGCCGACACAGCCAACCAGCGACGACAACAUCCGCGUCCCCGACCGUUUCUUCAACAGAACCGAGAUGCAAACGCUCGCCGCAGAAUGCACCGGGCUGGUGUCGGCGGUGAGCUACUGGGACGCGCCGGCGCCGGCGCUGCUGCUAGCCACGAUGGAGCUGGAGUGGUGGAUGCUCGGGCCGUGCCGAUGCUCGCGCCAAGCUAACUGCACCCGGGUCACCACGCCGGUCGCAAGGCAGGAGGCGUUCCGGUGCGAGUGCCGAGAGGGCUUCGAGGGCGACGGCUUCGCCGAGGGCGCCGGUUGCCGGAAAGCUCCAAAAUGCAAUCCUUCAAAAUACCUAUCUGGAGAUUGUGGUAAGACGAUCCAAAUCGUCCUUCUCGUGGCAGGGAUCAUGUUUGGCGCCAUGGUGACGUGCGUGAGCUGCCUGGCGUACCAACUGCUGAAGCGCCGGUCCGCGUCCAUCCGUACGAAGCGCAGUACGAAGCAGUUCCUGUCCGAGGCCUCCUGCGCGGUGCCCCUGUACUCGUACCGCGAGAUCGAGCGCGCCACGGGCGGCUUCUCCGAGGAGAAGCGGCUGGGCACGGGCGCCUACGGCACCGUGUACGCUGGGCGGCUGAGCGACGACCGCCUGCUCGCCGUGGACAGGAUCGGCAGGGGCUGCGUCGACGACAUCGUCGACCCGUACCUGGACCCGCACAGGGACGCCUGGACGCUCUCGUCCAUCCACAAGGUGGCCGAGCUGGCGUUCCGGUGCCUGGCGUUCCACAGCGAGAUGAGGCCGUCCAUGACCGAGGUCGCCGACGAGCUGGAGCAGAUGCAGCGCAGCGGGUGGGCGCCAUCGGCUGACGACGCCGCGUUCAUGUCGACGUCGUCGUCGAUCUCCUCGUCCGUAGCGUCGACGCGCGGCACCGACAGGUCGUGGGGUGCCGGCAGAAGCCGGACGGAGAGGGCCGCGGUGAAUGCUUCGUUGGUCGUGCAAGAGACGGCGGCGAAGGGCGCAGUGGAGUCCCCUGUGUCCGUGCAGGAGAGGUGGUUCAGCGAGAGGAGCUCCCCUUCCUCCAACAGCUUGCUGGGCAAUUGCUCCGUGCACUGA